Molecule: messenger RNA, 4857 nt
Organism: Cajanus cajan (pigeon pea)
Lineage: Eukaryota; Viridiplantae; Streptophyta; Magnoliopsida; Fabales; Fabaceae
Source: RefSeq, a predicted model, not a curated record
AUGGACGGUCGUGUAAGCUUGUUGGAGGUCACGGUGCAGAAUUUGGCGGAGAACCAGGUGAAAGCCCAAUCGGAGUUGCAGAGUCUAAUGAAUAAGAUGAUGGAGGAGAUGAGGCAAAUGGAAGUUCGUUUGUCACGAGGCUCAGGUGGGAAUGUUUCGAAUGUUGGGUCGUCGGGUUCGAGUGAAAGUGGGUCGCAUAAUCAAAGUCCCUUGGAGUUGCAAAUAUUAUCCGAAUUUCGAUCAGCUGUGAAGAAGGUGGAGCUUCCGAGUUUCGAUGGCAGUGACCCCGGUGCAUGGAUAUCAAGAGCAGAGACGUAUUUUGAAAUUCAGGAAACUCGACUUGAGUUGAAGGUGCGUUUGGCUAAGAUUUGUAUAGAGGGAUCCACUGUGCAUUGGUUCAAUCUUUGGUUUGACAGUGAAUCUGAACCAUCUUGGGAGGGUCUUAAAGUAGCAUUACUGCGGAGGUUCGGAGGAGCGUUCGUUGAGAAUCCUUUUGAGAGUCUUGCAGAGUUACAACAAGAGGGAACAAUGGCCUCUUAUAUUGAGGAAUUUGAGUACUUAACUUCUCAAGUCCCUAAGAUGCCAAAGCAACAAUUUAUGGCCUAUUUCAUGCAUGGCCUUCGAGCAGAAAUUAGGAGGAAGGUCAGAAUACAUAAACCUGACAACAAGGUAAGAAUGAUGGAGCUUGCAAGGGCGAUUGAGGUUGAUUUGCUCGAGGAAACUCACUUAAAACCCUUAUAUAAGAGGGGUUUGGGGGUAGUUGAAGGGAGUCAAAAUCGUACUCUGUUUUCUCGUGGUGGAACAAAGUAUUCUACAAUGUUAAAAUCUGGAGGAAACUUAGGUGGUCAGCAAAGGAGGGAAUUUCGUCAUGAUGAAUCAAAGAAUAAAGGCUCUAGUGUAAGCAACACAAGUACCGGAGAGAGGCGAUUUGGUGGUGGUAGGGAUCGUGGGGUGCGUCACUUAUCUUAUGGAGAAUUAAUGGAAAGGAAACAAAAAGGGUUAUGUUUUAAAUGUGGUCAAAACUUUCACCCAAUGCAUCAAUGUCCUGAGCGUCAACUGAAAUUAAUUAUUGUGGAUGAGGAGCAGUUAGAAGGUGGGGAACAUGAAGUAUUGGCCUUAGAAAUGGAGGAGCAGCCACCAGAGGAGCUCACUUGUUCGCUCCUUAGUAGCUGUAAUGUAGAAAAGAGGACUGAUUUUCAACCUAAAACCAUGAAGAUCAAGGGGAUGGUUAAAGGCGUUCCUGUGAUCAUUUUAAUUGAUAGUGGAGCUUCACAUAAUUUUGUUUCUUCAAGGGUGGUGGAUUCUUUGGGGUUGGAUUAUGGGCAGACUACAAUUGCAAAAGUAACACUGGGGGAUGGUAACAAAAAAAAUGUGCAAGGACGUUGUAAUGGAGUAUUGGUGGAAUUGGAUGAGUUGCAGAUAAUCAUUGACUCUUAUGUUUUUGAUGUAGGGGAUGUGGAUUUGAUUUUAGGUGUGGAGUGGUUGGCUACUUUAGGGAAAGUAACUACUGAUUGGAAGAAACAAAUUAUGGAAUUUAAUUAUGAGGGGAAGAAGAUACAAUUGAAGGGAGAAGUCAAUCUCGGGAGAGUAUUUGACUCUUUGUUUUGCUUUCUAAAUCAGGAAGUACAAGAGAUAAAUGGGGUGAUGUGGCCUGGUAAUAUUCAAAAGGCAAAAGGGUGUGAAGGUGAAGGAUUCACGGAUGAGCAGGAGGGAAGGCUGCAACGUAUUUUGCAAAAAUUUUUAGAAGUGUUUUUAGAGCCUAAAGGCUUACCUCCUAAGAGGACCAAAGAGCAUGUGAUUGUUUUGAAGCAAGGGGCUGAACCUGUGAAUGUGAGACCAUAUCGAUAUCCACAUUAUCAAAAAGAAGAAAUAGAAAGGCAAGUGGAUGAAUUAUUGAAGUUUGGAGUCAUUAGGCCUAGCACAAGUGCCUAUUCAAGCCCGGUGAUAUUGGUAAGAAAAAAAGACCAUACUUGGAGAAUGUGUGUUGACUAUAGGGCUCUUAAUAAAGAGACUAUACCUGACAAGUAUCCUAUACCAGUCAUAGAGGAAUUGCUUGAUGAAUUGAAUGGAGCUUCUUAUUUCUCUAAGCUGGAUCUAAAGUCAGGGUAUCAUCAAAUCCGGGUAAGAGAAGAAGAUAUUCCUAAAACUGCUUUUAGAACUCAUAAUGGCCAUUAUGAAUAUCUUGUGAUGUCUUUUGGGUUAAUGAAUGCACCAGCAACCUUUCAAUCCUUGAUGAAUGAUGUGUUCAGGCAUUGUUUAAGGAAGUUUGUUUUGGUGUUUUUUGAUGAUAUAUUAGUGUAUAGCAGAGAUUGGGGGUCUCAUAUCCAACAUUUGGAGCAUGUGCUGUCUUGUUUAAAAGAACAUGGCUUGGUAGCGAAUAAAAAGAAAUGUCAUUUUGGCAGGAAGACAGUAGAAUAUUUAGGCCAUGUAAUUUCGGAGGAUGGAGUUGCAAUGGACCCGGAAAAGGUGAGAAGUGUUUUGGAGUGGCCCGUUCCAAAAGGGGUAAAAGGUGUUAGGGGUUUCUUGGGAUUGACCGGGUAUUACAGAAAGUUCAUUAAAGAUUAUGGCAAAAUUGCUAAACCUCUAACAGAUUUAACAAGGAAGGAAGGAUUUCAUUGGGGGGAACAAGCUCAAACGGCUUUUGAGAGGCUAAAGAAGGCUAUGACAGAGGCACCAGUUUUGAGGCUACCAGAUUUCACAAAAGAAUUUGUGAUAGAAUGUGAUGCUGCAGGAAGAGGGUUGGGUGCUGUUUUGAUGCAAGAGGGUCGACCCGUGGCCUAUUUUAGUAAAUCUCUUUCUGAAGGAAAUUUGGCAAAAUCGGCUUACCACAAAGAGCUCAUGGCACUAGCUUUGUCAAUUCAACAUUGGAGACCGUAUCUUUUAGGGAGACAUUUUAAGGUUUUUUCUGAUCAAAGGAGUUUGAAACAAUUGUUGGGGCAGAGAAUUUCUACCCCUGAUCAACAAUGUUGGCUCACUAAAUUGUUGGGCUAUGAUUUUGAGGUGAUUUAUAAGCCUGGUCCUCAAAAUAAAGCUGCAGAUGCUUUGUCUAGGAGUAAGGAAGAAGUGGAAUUACAAGUUCUGGUUUCUAAACCAGAAUGGUUGGACUCAAGUAUGGUGCAAGAAGAAAUUCAUCAUGAUUCUUACUUGCAAGGGGUGGUUUCAGAUUUGCACAAAGACCCCACAUCUAGGCCUGGAUUUUCUAUAAAACAUGAUAUUCUUUUCUAUUAUGGCAGGUUGGUCAUUUCAGCAAAUUCUUCUUGGAUUCCAAUUCUCUUACAUGAGUUUCAUAGCACACCUACGGGUGGUCAUUCUGGCUACUAUAGGACAUAUAGAAGAUUGGCUGAAAAUGUUUAUUGGUGUGGCAUGAAGAAGAGAGUUCAAGAUUUUGUUAAAGAGUGUGACAUUUGCCAACGACAGAAAUACCAAGCUCAAUGUCCAUCUGGGUUACUGCAACCAUUAGAUAUCCCAGAACAAAUUUGGGAAGAUGUAAGCAUUGAUUUUAUUACUGCUCUCCCUAAGUCCAAGGGACUUGAUACCAUACUAGUUGUGGUGGAUCGACUCUCUAAAUAUGCUCAUUUUCUUUCCCUUCGACAUCCAUUUACAGCUAAAACAGUGGCUGAUUUGUUUGUGAAGGAAGUGGUAAAAUUGCAUGGGAUUCCCAAGUCUAUAGUCAGUGACAGGGAUCCCCUUUUUCUAAGUCAUUUUUGGACUCAAUUAUUCAAAUCCCAAGGCACCAAGCUUAGGAUGAGUUCUUCUUAUCAUCCAGAAACUGAUGGCCAAACAGAGAUUAUUAACAAGUGUUUGGAAACUUAUCUCAGGUGUUUUUGCUUUGAACAACCUAAGACUUGGGUCAAUUGGUUGCACCGGGCAGAAUGGUGGUAUAACACCACUUUUCAUGUCACGACAGGGGUCAGUCCUUUUCAAGCAGUAUAUGGCAGGAAACCUCCUACAUUGGUGCAAUAUGUUACGGGUGAAACCAAAGUAGAAUUGAUAGGGAUGAGGCACUUAGGCAGUUACAGUAUCAUCUACAGCGAGCUCAAGGACAUAUCAAGAAUUCAACAAAGACAGAAAAACGGGGUUCUUGUUCCAUACUGGUUGGUCAAGUGGUGUGGGAAACCUGUUGAGGAGGCAACUUGGGAAGAAGCAUUUACUAUUACCAAUCAAUUUCCUGAUGUACACCUUGAGGACAAGGCUAUUGUUGAAGGAGAGGGCAAUGUCAGGCCCCAUAAAAUAGCUAGCCCAGUCCAACUCAGCCAUGGGCCAUGGCGAGAAGACUUGGCCAAGCAGCAGCAGGAGCUGGCUAAGCGGGAGCAGGAGCUGGCCAAGCAAGAGCAGGAGCUGGCUAAGGUGAAGGGCCGGCUUCAGCCAUGGAAGGAGGUGAACAAGAUCCUGAGGGAGGAUAACAAGACUCUCACCGCGGCUCUUGAUGAGGCGAAGCGGCGGAAGGCUGAGCUCCGGACCGCGCGUAGCGACCUUGCGCGGGUGCAGAAAUAUCUUGAGAUUGCAUUGUGGUCCAAUGAGGCUUAUGCUUCUCGAGUGGGGGAGCUGCAGGGGCUCGCUGCUUUUUCUCGGGCGCGGGCCCGUUCUUCUAGGAUUCAAGACAAACACCCUCCCAGCUACAGUAGAUCUAUCACCCCUCGGGGCACUCCUGGUCUGUCUGGUACCUACAGGACAACUAGUCGACAUGUGACCCAUCUAGCCACACCUAAAACACUUGCUCUCGGUAUGAGGGCAAUCACGAAUGAAGUGAGGUCCACCACAUCUGUAACAUCUGAGAGUAGCAGCUCCACUCUAACCUCCACUCCUAGUUGUGUCAAUAGGUUUCCUUGUGAUAGAACCCCACCUUGUUGUGAUUAG